Messenger RNA from Opisthorchis viverrini, 858 nucleotides. RefSeq lists its product as hypothetical. The annotation marks the transcript as partial. The transcript has 5 exons. The record is from RefSeq and is a predicted model, not a curated record. Gene Ontology annotation, biological process: protein phosphorylation; intracellular signal transduction. Gene Ontology annotation, molecular function: MAP kinase activity; ATP binding. Gene Ontology annotation, cellular component: nucleus; cytoplasm. NCBI's taxonomy places the organism in Eukaryota, Metazoa, Platyhelminthes, Trematoda, Opisthorchiida, Opisthorchiidae.
AUGUAUCAAGCUACAUUGCAUGAUGCUUUAUUGCAUGGCUGUGGGACUUGGCCUAUCCGAGCAGCGGAACUGAAACAUCUUCAGGUGUUCGACAAUUGUUAUCUCAGAACCAUGGCUCGUGUUAUUCACCGUGAUAUAAAGCCGGAGAAUGUACUCAUCAGUAAACGCGGUGUGGUCAAGCUUUGUGAUUUCGGAUUCGCUAGAGCGUUGGCCGCUCCUGGAGAGGUGUACACGGAUUAUGUAGCAACGCGGUGGUAUAGAGCCCCGGAAUUAUUAGUAGGUGACAGCAAAUAUGGUCGUGCCGUUGAUAUAUGGGCUGUGGGGUGCUUGGCUGCGGAAAUGCUCACGGGUAAUCCUCUGUUUCCCGGCGAUUCGGACAUAGACCAGCUCUACCAUAUUGUUCGCUGUCUAGGAAAUCUCAGUGAAAAGCAUCAGUUAGUGUUUAAACGGAAUCCUCUGUUUUCCGGAAUGCGUAUUCCCGCCGUCCGUGACGUGAUCCCUCUGGAACGCAGGCUUAAUAAGGUCAGGAAGUCUACACUGGAGUUUAUCAAGGAAUGUCUUCGUCUUGAUGCGAAUGAUCGAGCAACUGCAUCAGCCCUCCUUCGUUCAAAUUAUUUCACGCGAGACAACUUCUCCACCUUUUUUACCGAAGAACUCAAGCGACUCGUGCAGUAUGAGAACCCUACGAACGACCGGACUCAGUCGCCGAAAGCAACUAAUGGUGGUGGUGACCAAUCACAGACUUCUCUCGCUUCAACUUGUGGUAAUCUGCUGCCGAUUUUUGACACAGGUAGUCAGCCAGGCGACCCAAAAGUACACAACAAUUCAAACCCUGUCCCGUACCACAGUCUUACGAAG